AUGCAUUCCUCUGAGAUUUCAGGAAACCCAACAAACCCUUUGAAGAGAAGUUUUGAAACGAUGAUUUAUGAUUCAUCUAAUAGCCAACAACCCAGGCCCUCGGAAGACGUGAUUAUUCCCCAAACAAAUUUGUCACCCAGAGAGUAUCAGUUGGAUGUGUUUAAUGUGGCUAUGCGGCGUAAUACCAUAGCUCAUCUGGACACCGGCGCCGGAAAAACAAUGAUCGCCGUAAUGAUCAUCAAACAAGUUGCACUUUCUCUUAAAAAUCAACUAUCUGAAAAGAAACUGAUGAUCUUCUUGGCCCCAACUCGUAAUCUUGUUGAACAGCAAUGUAAGGUUCUUAGGGAAAACACAGAUCUUAUGGUUGAUUUUUACCAUGGGACUAAAGUGGGUGUUGGUAAAAAUAUCGAUGGAAAGAAGGUUGAUGAAUGGGAUGCUUCCAUUUGGGAACACGAGACAAGUAAAAAUCAAAUAAUGGUUAUGACUCCUCAAAUUUUGUUGGAUUCCUUGAGGAAUGCGUUUGUGAACUUUGAAAGAAUAUGUUUAUUGAUUAUUGAUGAGUGUCACCGAGCUACUGGUAAUCAUCCUUAUGUAACCAUAAUGAAGGAAUUUUAUCUCAAAGCUGUUGACAAGCCAAAAGUAUUUGGCAUGACUGCAUCCCCUGUAACUAAAAAGGCUGAGAACGUGAGUAGCAGGGCACACAUUGGUGGUGGAUGUGUCUCUUCGACUGAAGACUGUGAAGCACAAAUGACAAUGCUUGAAAGCAUGUUGGAUUCUCGGGUUUACACAAUAAGAAACAGGACAGAGCUGGAGAAUGUCACCCCAUCUGCCUCACAUUCCUAUUGUUUCUAUGAGCCAUCUAAGGUUUCUCAUUCAGAACUAAAAGCUAAACUGGAAUCCUCAAGAUUUAAGUUUGAAGCACAACUGCUGGAGUUGCAAGUGUCGCUACAAAGUAAUUACAAAGAUACCGAUGAAAAACAUGAAAUUCUAAGAAAGAGGUUGUCUAAUGAUUACACUAAGGUUGUUUAUUGUCUUGAUGAGUUGGGGCUUUUGUGUGCUUAUGAGGCUGUUAAAAUUUGUAUAGAGCAUGCCCCCAAAGCUGUAGAAGAAUGUGAUUUUUUCAGAAAAGCUGCUCACAAUGUUUUUAUUUCCUUGAGGAAGCUUUGUCUAUCAUUGGGGAAUCUUUGCCAAAUGGCCAUGAACAUAUAUUUGAUGCUGGAUGUGAUUAUAAGAACAUGGUUGCAGCUGGUUAUAUCUCACCAAAACUAUAUCAAUUCUUGCAACUUUUCCUGUCAUUUGGGUAAUUAA
Lactuca saligna is the source of this 1308-nucleotide messenger RNA. The record is from the annotation of a GenBank genome assembly. NCBI's taxonomy places the organism in Eukaryota, Viridiplantae, Streptophyta, Magnoliopsida, Asterales, Asteraceae.